Amphibalanus amphitrite is the source of this 2578-nucleotide messenger RNA. RefSeq names its product E3 ubiquitin-protein ligase RING1-like. Gene Ontology annotation, cellular component: ubiquitin ligase complex; PcG protein complex. NCBI's taxonomy places the organism in Eukaryota, Metazoa, Arthropoda, Thecostraca, Balanomorpha, Balanidae. The record is from RefSeq and is a predicted model, not a curated record. Bases 139 to 1212 code for a protein of 357 amino acids. The transcript is spliced from 5 exons. Gene Ontology annotation, molecular function: chromatin binding; ubiquitin protein ligase activity.
UUAUAGGCUGGAUUUAGAUUUUCAUAUUGAUAUUUGAAUUGGUGGUUCAGGUUGGUAUUUUAUUUUUGCUGUCACUUCAAAGUUCAAAGGUGUAUUUAUGAAUUUUCAACAAUUAUUUCUGUGACAGCCUGUUCCAGUAUGGCGGUCAGCACGGACUCAUCGGGCACCAACAAGACAUGGGAGCUGUCCCUGUACGAGCUGCACCGCACGCCGCAGGAACCUGUCGUCGACAACACUGUGAUUGCCGUGUCGCCACGCAGCCUCCACAGCGAGCUCAUGUGUCCCAUCUGCCUGGACAUGCUGAAGAACACGAUGACCACCAAGGAGUGUCUCCAUCGCUUCUGCAACGAGUGCAUCAUCACUGCACUCCGAUCGGGCAACAAAGAGUGCCCAACCUGCCGGAAGAAACUCGUCUCGAAACGUUCACUCCGGCCCGACCCGAACUUUGAUAAUCUGAUCGCCAAGAUCUACCCGAGUCGCGAUGAGUACGAGGCGCAUCAGGAGCGAGUCCUGGCCAAGCUGAACAAGAGUCACAGUCAGGCGGCGCUGGUUAGCUCGAUCGAGGAGGGGAUCAAAAUCCAGGCGCAGAACCGGCAGAACAGAAAGAAGCCGGCCGCGGACGACUCCAGUAACCCGGGCAGCCACGCGCCGCCCACACCCGUCGAGGCCACCCCGCAGACUCCGGCCGGCGCCCCCGAACCUCCUCCCGCGGCGGCUGCGGCGCCCCCCGCGGAGCCACCCACCACCGGUGCCGGGGAGACCUCAACGACCGCAGCGCCGCCCAGCUCCAAACGGCCGAAGCUCACAUCGGAGAACGAAUCCUCCGGACUGGAGGCGCCCUCGACCAGUAACGACGGCGACGCGGCUGAGGAGAGCAACGCCGUGCCUGAGAUCGAGCUGGUGUUCAAGCCGCACCCGGUGGAGAUGAGCGCCGACACGGCGCUGCUGAAGGACCUGAAGGAGAACGCCGUCCGGUACCUGAAGACCACGGCCAACGCCACAGUGGACCACCUGACCAAAUACCUGGUGAUGCGCCUGCCGCUGGACCUCGAGUCGCCUCUGGCCGGCACCCUGACCAACUUCACCAUCGCCGUAUCGCCCACGCCGGGUCACUUUGUGACCCUUCCCGGUGACCUCAGCUUGGAACAGGUCAGUGAGAAAUAUUGGCGCGUCGGCAGACCGCUGGAACUCGUCUACUCCUGGAAGAAGUAGAACUCGACCGAUGUCCGGACUGCGAGUGAUGCGAGACAGCGGACGAUGCGUGGUAUGAGAAAACGAACAGUGCAUACCGCGAGAGACAUGGAACGUUGUGUUGAGGACGAUCGAGUAGACGUCGCCUCAGAGAAACUAGAUUUGAGUGUGGGUGAGAGUGAGACAAACGGCGACAUUUCCAGUGUGACGGUACACGGAUGCGAUAUUCCGGAAGAGGUUGAGUUCUACUGUUCCCGGAAGAGACGAGGCCUGCUCCCGCGCGGUAGACCGACACGACGCGAAGCGCUUGACCGCGAGGGAGAUCUUUUGGCGAUCCGAGGAGGUGGGAUCGGCAGCCGAGGGAGACUUCUGGCGAUCAGGGGAGGCAGGUCCCGCGGCCGGCGGGCGGGACGCACCAGGAGCGGUUUGGGAAGAGGCAGGGGACGCAGACAGCUGAGAAAUGUCCUGGAACUGGCGCAGUCGGCGGCAGGCGGGGAUUACUCCGGUAAUGAACUUCCAUGUAAGAACGAUGUGAAGUGAACAGUCUUCAGCGGAGGCAGACAGGGACAGACACGCCGACUUAAACGUCUAUCGGCCAGCAAGCAAGGGCCAGAUUGGCGUCAGUAAUGCAACCGUCAUGUCAGUAAUUCAGCGUCGGCAAGCAUAACAGUUUAAACUUGCUUUCACUGACGGCACCCGUAGUCUGGCGAAAGGACGAACUUUAUCAUGCAAACACCAAUUGAAUAUUGCGGACUCGCAGCUCGACGAGCCAGACUCCUCCACCCCCAGUUUUCCAGUGUUUUAUAUGUUUGAGACUGCGCUGUGUGAGCAUUGAAACAUGUUUGAUUUGGUACCCAACUUUGCCGCGUCUGUAAGCUGCCUUUGACUGCAUUUGUACAGUGUCCGCAGUUGCUGGCCAUGUUCCAGUGUCAGUGUGUAUUUAUCUUGCGAGGCAUGUUUGAAGUACGACUGUUGUGUAUAAAGCGUAUGAAUUGCUGCUUUUGUGUUGGUACAAACGCUCUCGGUUGCUUAUCCUGUCUUGUAUUGUCGUGCGUUUGAACUUGGAGAUAGUGUUUCGUUUAGACUUGCUAGUGUGUCGUAUCAUGUAACUGCACAGCUGAGGUAAAGCUGGUAGUGUGACGUCAUACAUUGUACGGGUGUGACGUCAUCGGCCCGGCUGUGAAGGUGUGCUGGAGUGUGACAGUAUCGAAUGUAACAUACCACAGCGUGUGGGGCGGAUCAUGACGUCAUUAGGGUUCAGCUGUGAGAGCGGUCUGAUAUAUGACGUCAUUGAUCAGUCAGCUGGCCCAGGGCUCUUCCAAAGCCGCUCUGAAACAGGCAGUUAUAUCACCACGCCGAGUAUAAAUAUAUUCUGUCCAUCCGCGCC